Molecule: messenger RNA, 2292 nt
Organism: Cyphellophora europaea CBS 101466
Lineage: Eukaryota; Fungi; Ascomycota; Eurotiomycetes; Chaetothyriales; Cyphellophoraceae
Exons: 2
Coding region: 1-2292 (763 amino acids)
Source: RefSeq, a predicted model, not a curated record
AUGUCCAAAGCUACGGCUUCUGAAUCGACUCUAACACACCCGGGAAUACACAAGUCUGAAUCCAGAUAUCGUUUACUUGAAUCAUCGAGAAAUCCUUCAACCCUCGACACUACCCAUUCUCGAUGGGCAGUCCGCUUCGAGGGCUGGCGUACCGGCGCCAGUACAGCUGCUACCCUGGCCUUGCUAUCGCUCUUGAUUAACUUUGGUGUGGUCAUGUGGCUAGGGACAAAGCAGCCAGGCGGAGCUUUAGUUGAAGUGUAUCAUGGCUCAUGUGGUACCGUGGCUAAAGUGGACGUCUGGGUGCACUUGGCCAUCAACGUAUUAUCGACCCUCCUACUCGGAGGUUCAAACUACUGCAUGCAAUGUCUGUGCGCACCCACCCGGGCUGAAAUAGAUCGAGCACAUGCAAAAGGCAAAUAUCUCGACAUUGGUGUCCCUAGUAUACGCAACUUGUGGGCUAUUCCAAGGUCCAAAGCCUUGCUGUGGUGGGCUCUUGGACUCUCGUCGAUCCCUCUGCACCUGAUGUACAACUCCAGCUUCUUCAAGUCUCUUGCCACUAACGAUUACAACUACCUGAUCGUUACCGAAGAGUUUGUUGGUGGAGCAACUUUCAACAACUCCUACUACGAUGAAUACGUACAGAUGGUGACUGAUCAACAAGAGUUGAUAGGGACCCAGCGCGCAACAUCUAGUGGUCCUGACUAUUAUCAAAUCGUGGAUGCGAAACGAAUACAGACCGAAUUACCUGAGUACAACAGAAUUGAUCCGGUUACCUGCCUGAAAAGCUAUGCAAGCAGCUUUCUGAGCAACAAAAGACACCUGAUCCUCGUGACGAGUGAAGUUACGAUAGACCCCGAUCCUCAGUACCAGACUGGAUACUACACCCCGGGAGUCUAUGGUACGGUGUUGGGGUCUUCAGUCAACGUCUCAACCAGAGCAGACGAUCCACUUUUCUUCCAGGAUGCUGAACCAUUUGACAUUGACUACCAAUUCGAUUGGAUAUGCUCCUCCGUACCAGACGCACCAACGGAUUUGGACGCGACUUUUUCUGAGAUCGUCGGACAAUGCCCUCCAAGGUACAAGAAAUGGCUUCCACAGAUUGACAGAUGGAAGCCCCUUGGUCAAAACAUCGAAUACUGUCUCAGCGAGCCCGUCCAGGAGCGAUGUGCAUACACGGCUAAUGUUCCCAUCAUUGCUGUUGUCAUUAUCUCCAACUUCAUCAAGCUCGUUGCGAUGUAUAUAGUCGCCACACAGCUCCACGACAACCCUCUGAUUACUAUAGGCGACGCGAUCGAGAGUUUCCUCGAUACCCCAGAUCCUUCAACCAAAGGAAUGUGUCUGCUCUCCCGUCAUCAGGUUAGACGCAAACUCUGGCCGGCGCGCGGCAGCAACGGUGACAACGACACCACCAAUCUACGACCACUAGCUCUGCCCGCCUCUCUUCAGCGGCUUCAAUGGGUCCACGCCGCCUCGCGAACCCGCUGGGCUACCACCACCGGCCUCCUCCUCGCCGCAAUCGUGGUAUCCCUCGGUCUCUUCGGCAUGGCCAUGAACGCCAUCACCGACACCGGCGCGUCCAUCGCCUCGCUCGGCCUCGGCCGCGUCGACGCCGCCGCCAUCAUCCAGAGCUGGAGCAUCCAACGCAUCACCUCACCCACCCGCCAGAUCAUGGCCGCCGUCCUCAUCGCCAAUCUGCCACAAACGAUCCUGUCGUUCCUGUACCUGCAACUCAACGGCCUGCUGACCUCCAUGUGGCUGGCCAGCGAGUACGCCGAUUUCGCAAAGGAGCGCAAGACCCUGCGCGUCAGCAACGCCAAGGCUGGCCAACGCAGCACCCACUUCCUCCAGCUCCCCUACAAAGUGGCACUGCCGCUCAUGACCAUGUCCGGCCUGCUGCACUGGCUGCUUUCGCAGAGCAUCUUCCUCGCCGUGGUCGCCGAGUACAACUCGAACGGGAUCCUAGUCAAUCGCGUCGCGGUGGCGAGCUGUGGUUUCAGCCCGCUGGCCAUGCUGCUGACGGCGAGUAUGGGUGUCGCGUUGGUGGUCGGCACGGGCCUGCUGGGGUGGUAUCAACGCUUGAGUGGUGGAGGGAUGCCGCUGGCGGGCAGCUGCAGCGCGGCGAUUAGCGCGGCGUGUUGGCGGCCUGGUUGGGACGAGGGGGCGGCGAGGGGGAGUGUGCGCUGGGGCGUUGUGCCGGCCAUGGAGUCGGCAGUCGGAGGGCAGAUUGUACGACAUUGCUGUUUUACUAGUGGGGACGUGGAUGUUGUGAAGGCGGGAGGCCUGUAUACCUGA